Messenger RNA from Propithecus coquereli (Coquerel's sifaka), 4038 nucleotides. It is a transcript of the gene CNGB1, whose product is annotated as cyclic nucleotide gated channel beta 1. Lineage: Eukaryota; Metazoa; Chordata; Mammalia; Primates; Indriidae. The coding region runs from base 1 to 4038 and encodes 1345 amino acids. Gene Ontology annotation, cellular component: photoreceptor outer segment; intracellular cyclic nucleotide activated cation channel complex; plasma membrane. The record is from RefSeq and is a predicted model, not a curated record. The transcript is spliced from 38 exons. Gene Ontology annotation, biological process: retina homeostasis; translation; monoatomic cation transmembrane transport. Gene Ontology annotation, molecular function: intracellularly cGMP-activated cation channel activity; protein-containing complex binding; structural constituent of ribosome.
AUGUUGGGCUGGGUCCAGAGGGUGCUGCCCCAGCCCCCAGGGCCCCCUCAGAAGACCAAGAUGGAGGAAGAGGAGGAGGCGGAACCAGAGCCAGAGCCAGAGCCAGAGAUAGAACCAGAGCCAGAGCCUGAAACAGCCCCUGGGGAGGCCGAGCCAGAGGCCGAGUCCACGCCCCCUGAAGAGCCGCACAAAGAGGAGGAGGAAGUGGCUGAGGCUGACCCAAGCCCUCAGGAGAUCCAGGAGGCUGUCCCUACUCCGCCUACAUCCCUGCAGGCCCAGGUCACUGUGGUUCCUGAAGUGAACAGUCCCAGCGGCCGGGUGCUGACCUGGCUCUGGAAGGGCGUAGAGAAGGUUGUCCCGCAGCCCGUCCUUGGGCAGUGCGGCACUGGGGACGCAGGGUGCACAGAUGGGCCCAAUGAGACCUCUACAGCUGAGGACACUGGGACGGGGCCAUGGCUGCUCAAGUGGCUGGAACAGAACCUGGAGAAAGUGUUGCCACAGCCCCCGAAAACCGCCGAGGGCUGGAGAGAUGAGCCCACAGAUCCUGCCUUGGGCCCAGAACCUCUGGAACCGCCCCUGGAAACAGAGCCCAAGCCGCAGGCCCAGGAGAGCCCCUCUCUGCCCACUCCCGGCCCCCAGGAGCCCCAGGAGGAGCCGGCUCCAGAGUCCCAGCCUGGGUCCUCCCUGCCACCCAGGGACCCUGCCAGGUUGGUAGCCUGGGUCCUGCACAGGCUGGAGAAGGCGCUGCCGCAGCCAGUGCUCCACGGGAAAGCGGGGGAGCAGGAGCCUGACUGUCCUGGGACGUGUGACGUGCAGACCAUCAGCAUCCUCCCCGGAGGACAAGUGGAGCCCGACCUCGUCCUAGAGGACGUUGACCCUUGCUGGGAGGACGCCCACCAGAGUGACAGCAGCAGCCUGGUGGGGACAGAGGUGGUUCCAGCUUAUGAAGAAGAGAACGAAGUUAUGGAGGAGAUACCCAGGGUGCUGCCCCGGAUUGAAGAGGAGAAAGAAGAAGAGGAAGAGGAGAAAGAAGAGGAAGAGGAGGAGGAGGAGAAAGAGCCUGAAGUCCUGCUGGAUAGCUGUUUGGUGGAGCAGGUGUGCGUGGACCAGAGCGCAGUAGACGAGACCCAGUCCCCGGAGGCCUCAUACCAGGAGGUGCUGGAGGAGGCUGAGUUGGAGGCGGAGGCUGAGUUGAAGGCUGCGGUUGAGUCUGAGUCCGAGGCCGCCAGCUCAGGAGGCUGGAAUAUGGAGCUGAACCGCCUGGUGCAGGACCAGCUGCCUGGCCAGAUGGCCCCUGGGCCUGGCCCCCCAAACCUGGCGGAGCACCUCCCCAAUGUGCCCAUCUACCACUGCCGCCCAAUCACCCGCAUCCCUGUUCUCACCUCCCGGAGAACCACCUUGUCCAAUUCCAGCUUCGCCAAGGAGACCAGGAGCUCCAUCUGUCGCCUAGGAAAGGAGAAGUCCCAGGUGCAGGCAGGCGGACGAAGAGGAGAGGCACCCUCAGAGGCCAGUAAUGGCUCUGCAAAGAAGGGUGUCGAGAAGAAGAUGGGCCGUUCUGCCAUCAACAAGGGGGUGACCCAAGAAUACAUCAUCAACACUCACGAGCGCAUCCACGCGGUGGGCUCCAAGAAGCGUGUCCCUCGGCCACUCAAAGAGAUCCGGAAAUUUGCCGCGAAGUGUGAAAGAAGUGAAUCCACGGGUUUUGCCAAUGUAGGCGAGUUGGCAGAAGAAACCCUAAUGCCGGAAUCCCGAGUCAUGGUGGUGGAGACUGGGGACGAGCACCGGCCUGGAGCCUGGAAUAGGCUGCCCUCUCAGGAUGAUGAGGCCGAAGAGCUCAAGGUGCUGUCACCAGCUGAGUCCCCGGUGGUCGCCUUGUCAGACCCCACUACCCCACAGGACACUGAUGCCCAGGACCGUGCCGUCUCCACGGCCAGCCAGAAUAGCACCAUUAUCAACGACCGGCUCCAGGAGUUGGUGAAGCUCUUCAAGGAGCGGACAGAGAAGGUGAAGGAGAAACUCAUCGACCCUGAUGUCACCUCUGAUGAGGAAAGCCCCCAGCCCUCCCCAGCCAAGAAAGCCCCAGAGCCGCCUCCAGACACGAAGCUGGCCGAAGCCCAGCGGGCCGCGGAGGAGCACUACUGCGACAUGCUCUGCUGCAGGUUCAAACGCCGCCCCUGGAAGAAGUACCGCUUUCCCCAGAGCAUUGACCCGCUGACCAACCUGAUGUACAUCCUGUGGCUGUUCUUCGUGGUGCUGGCCUGGAACUGGAACUGCUGGCUGAUUCCCGUGCGCUGGGCCUUCCCCUACCAGACGCCGGGCAACAUCCACCUCUGGCUGCUGAUGGAUUACCUGUGCGACCUCAUCUACUUCCUGGACAUCACCCUGUUCCAGAUGCGCCUGCAGUUUGUCAGAGGCGGGGACAUCAUUACGGACAAAAAGGACAUGCGAAAUAACUACCUGAAGUCUCAGCGCUUUAAGAUGGACAUGCUCUGCCUCCUGCCCUUGGAUCUUCUGUACUUGAAAUUCGGUGUGAAACCCCUCCUUCGCUUGCCCCGCUGUUUAAAGUACAUGGCCUUCUUCGAGUUCAACAACCGCCUGGAAUCCGUCCUCAGCAAAGCCUACGUUUACAGGGUCAUCAGGACCACGGCCUACCUCCUCUACAGCCUGCAUCUGAAUUCCUGUCUCUAUUACUGGGCAUCGGACUAUGAGGGCAUCGGCGCCACUCACUGGGUUUACGACGGUGUAGGAAACAGUUACAUUCGCUGUUACUACUUUGCUGUGAAGACCCUCAUCACCAUUGGUGGGCUGCCUGACCCCAGGACACUCUUUGAAAUUAUCUUCCAGGGGCUGAACUAUUUUACGGGCGUCUUUGCUUUCUCUGUGAUGAUUGGACAGAUGAGAGACGUGGUGGGGGCCGCCACCGCAGGACAGACCUACUACCGCAGCUGCAUGGACAGCACGGUGAAGUACAUGAACUUCUACAAGAUCCCCAAGUCCGUGCAGAACCGCGUCAAGACCUGGUACGAGUACACUUGGCAAUCGCAAGGCAUGCUGGAUGAGUCAGAGCUGAUGGUGCAGCUUCCGGACAAGAUGCGGCUGGACCUGGCCAUCGAUGUGAACUACAACAUCGUUAGCAAAGUGGCGCUCUUUCAGGGCUGUGACCGGCAGAUGAUCUUUGACAUGCUGAAGAGGCUUCGCUCUGUCGUCUACCUGCCCAAUGACUACGUGUGCAAGAAGGGGGAGAUUGGCCGCGAGAUGUACAUCAUCCAGGCGGGGCAGGUGCAGGUUUUGGGCGGCCCUGAUGGGACAUCCGUGCUGGUGACGCUAAAAGCUGGAUCUGUGUUUGGAGAGAUAAGCUUGCUGGCGGUUGGGGGCGGGAAUCGGCGCACAGCUAACGUGGUGGCCCACGGCUUUGCCAACCUCUUCAUUCUCGAUAAGAAGGACCUGAACGAAAUUUUGGUGCAUUAUCCUGAGUCUCAGAAGUUGCUCCGAAAGAAGGCCAGGCGCAUGCUGAGGAGUAACAACAAGCCCAAGGAGGAGAAGAGCGUGCUCAUCCUUCCACCCCGGGCGGGCACCCCGAAGCUCUUCAGCACUGCCCUUGCUGCGACCGGAAAGAUGGGGGGCAAGGCGGGGAAAGGAGGCAAGCUGGCCCACCUCAGGGCUCGACUCAAAGAGCUGGCCGCGCUGGAGGCGGCCGCCAAACAGCAAGAGUUGCUGGAACAGGCCAAGAGAGCUCAGGAUGCCGCUGGAGAGGCCGGCUCGGCCGCCCCGGACCAGCCCGCGCCCCCGGACCAGCCCGCACCCCCGGACCAGCCCGCACCCCUGGGCCAGCCUGCACCCCUGGGCCAGCCUCCCCUGGAUCCCCCGGCCCAACGCUCUCCGCCGCCUGCGUCCCCCGGGAGUCCCCAGGGAGGUGAGGAGGGGACGCCCAGGCCAGAGGAGCCCUCGGUGCGGAUCCGCAUGAGCCCGGGCCCCGAGCCCGGCGAGCAGAUCCUGUCGGUGGAGAUGUCCGAGGAGAAGAAGGCUGAGGCGGAGUGA